Messenger RNA from Pisolithus orientalis, 2130 nucleotides. Its product is annotated as glycosyltransferase family 31 protein. Gene Ontology annotation, molecular function: hexosyltransferase activity. Lineage: Eukaryota; Fungi; Basidiomycota; Agaricomycetes; Boletales; Pisolithaceae. Bases 1 to 2130 code for a protein of 709 amino acids. Gene Ontology annotation, cellular component: membrane. The transcript is spliced from 5 exons. The record is from RefSeq and is a predicted model, not a curated record.
AUGCUUGGUUUCCUGGGCAUCUCCAGGCAACCUCGGCCGUCGAACGAAGCAUACGAAUUCCUAUCCACAGCGCAAGAGGAUGUAACCACUGAUACCCCACCCUGGGCGUUAGCGCAUGAUCGCGUUUCCAGUGAUGUCGAAACUGCAUUGGAACGUUCGUCCUCAGAAUCAACCGCCACGCCGACUCCCUUCCGUACACCGUCACCGUCUCCCACGUACCCGUCGCACCGUCUGUCCUCGUCCAUCUCUGAAGUAGAUGAUGGUCCAACGUCACCAUUACUACCCAGUCAAGGGGAAGCAUACACUUUCCGAGAUGGAAUUCGUAAUCUGUGGCACCUGAAUCCAAACCCUCGGAGGAUGAGGACGCGCGAACGCAAGAUAUGGAGGACAUUAAAGAAGGGAGCGAGAAGGGUCGUUCGACAUCCACUGUUUCCGAGACAACCGCUCACAAUAAUAUUCGCCCUGCUGUUGUUCACGCUUUUCGCAAUUUCGCUCACUCUUCUUCUCAUGUAUAUACUAAAUCCUGACAAGGAACCCCUACCUUGGCAAGCAUACUGUUCGAUCCCUCCAACCACCACGCUCCCUCCACACUUCCGCCAGACACUACCUUAUCCUUAUAUUAACCCUCUUCCAAAGGAAGUGCCUCCAAGUUUUCCCCCCGACGAUCUAGAUACCCUUCCGCCUGCAGGAGUUUUUCUCGGUGUCUUUUCCACGGAUAUGUCACUGGAACGUCGGAUGCUCAUAAGGACCACAUGGGCUACCCAUCCCCGAAGUCGCAACGGUGCAGGCGCAGGAGAUGACGGGCGUGGCACAUCACGAACAGUUGUGCGUUUUAUUCUAGGGCAGCCUCGCAAGGGGUGGGAAAGACGCAUACAAACAGAGAUGGAAAUGUACAAUGACAUCAUCAUCUUGCCUUGUCCCGAGAAUAUGAAUUCCGGCAAAACUCAUGCCUACUUUACUUGGGCUGCCGAAAAUGCAUGGGUGCCUCCAGCAUACUUCAAUAGCUCAGCAUCAGUGCCCCGAUUUAGUUAUUCCAAUCAAUCCACAUCAUCACCUCGCCCUGCACCCCAUGAUUCUCAUUUCGUUUGGAUUGACCAUGCGUCUGGCCAUCCUCGGCCUUGGGUGCGCCCGGACUAUGUUGCUAAAGUAGAUGACGACGCCUUUGUCAUGUUGGCAGAGCUCGAGUCUCGCAUGAGACUGGAACUGUACGCUACUCGGCAUGAACCGUAUACUCCGGUUAACACCACUACGUCAACGUCUUCCGUUGGCGAACAGCCAGAGCUCAAACCGAGUGGCAGUGUAGUUCGGGAAGAAGGUCCGCACGGCGACUCGGCUCCAAAUUCCUCCCGAGAUCCGCUUGUCUACUGGGGCUAUCUUGUAAAAGAACGCUUCAUGGCAGGUGAAAUGUAUGGUUUGAGUUGGAGACUGGUCGAUUGGGUGUCGACUAGCACCGCCGUCAGGGGCUAUAUCACGGGCGCCGAGGACAAGCAGACUGCGAAAUGGAUGACCAUACAUCCACAAGCGAGUGAAAUCCGCUGGGCAAGUGAACGUUGUUGGAUAUAUGACCACCCUCGUGCCAGCACUGUCUAUUCUCAUGGAUUUUUGUUUCCUUCUCACGUCGAACGGAUCAAACGCUCCGUUUUGUCUUACAUCGAGGCGGCUUCACAGAAUGAUUCUACCUCUCCGAUGCAGGGCAAUAUUUAUGGGCUUGGUAUUCCGACACCAUUAUCAUGGGCGCAGUCGAGCGUUUCCACAUUUGGAGUGACUUAUCAAGCGCCUUUGCAAGAUCUCACCACGGCGGAGAGCGUGGAAGCUCUUGUGGAGGGAAGUGAGAUGUCGAGAAUACGCGAAGGCGCACCUGCAGACGUCGCAUAUGCCUGGCGUCACCGAGAAGGUCGCCUCAGACACUACCAGAAUAGGCGGGUCGGAGGAACAGUCGUCGUGCAUUUCAUCAAGAAACAUAUGUGGUUUUUGGAGACAGCUUUAGCAUUGCUAGAAGCCGACGAUUACUCCGAUUUCGAGCUCGAGAGUCUUCCCACGGCAGACCGAGAGACGUUGAACGUCAGCGCUUCCAGCGUGUGGACAGACAGCACUACGCUCUCUCACGGAAACACACUUUCUCUGUCGUAG